Molecule: messenger RNA, 1701 nt
Organism: Eupeodes corollae
Lineage: Eukaryota; Metazoa; Arthropoda; Insecta; Diptera; Syrphidae
Exons: 1
Coding region: 1-1701 (566 amino acids)
Source: RefSeq, a predicted model, not a curated record
AUGUGUUUCGAGUUAAUUCUAAUCAUUUAUGUGGAUUUAGUUUACUCUGAAAAUACGGGCGGCGGUCUUAAUGAACUCAUUGAAAAAGUUUACGAUGAAAGUAAAUCAGGUACCGUGUAUUUCGUGCAAUUUGACCAAGAUUUCUUAAGUGAAUUUGUGACAACCCAUCCGCAAACGCCUGUGUCGAUUAUACAAGACUUUGAUGUUAGUUCAUGGACAAAUAUCACUUCACCCGCCAUCUUGGUGGUACAGGCGGGUCUUGAAGUACCAGUUUUCCAAGAUAAUCAAAUCCUGACCAAAUUGAUAGCCAAAAUUAAAGUCAGGAAAUUUGUCAUUAUUGCGGCCGAAAAUCUCGAAGUCCUCAAACAGAAUUUCGCAUUCUUUACGAAGAAUAAGUUCACUAGAAUUCUUGGAAUCACUGAUGACAACACUUCAUAUGCAUAUCUUCCCUUUGACGAUGAUCGAGUUAAAAAACUGUCAAAAGGUGGAAUUCUACCGAAUCCCUUGAAAAACUUGAAUGGAUUCACUUUUCGGACAAUUAUACAGAAGGAUAUUCCUAGAACUUUUCCAUACACCGAUAAGCAAGGAAAACAAAAAGUCGGUGGAUGCUUUGGACAGCUUUUUGCAGCCUUCCUUCGACACCAUAACGCAACUUACAAAGUCAUUUUCAUCAACAACUCAACACAAUUGAACAUCCCGGCUGUGAAAAAAGCCACAGCAGAUGAUCAAAUCGAUAUCAGUUUUAAUGCACAUCCACAAUCCUCUCUUGACUGGAGUUAUCCUGUGAAGGUUGUCGGAUGGGUGAUAAUGGUUCCGAUCAAUGGCUAUGUCAAUCCACAUGAGUACUUCAAGAAACCAUUCACCCCAACUGCCUGGCUAUGUAUUGGAUUGGCCUUGGUCUACAUAACAUUGAUGCGAGUCGCUUUGAAUAAAUUGACUCAGAGGCCUUUAGAGAUCUGGCCAAGCUUUAGUCAGAUUUUUCUAACGAUGUUAAUGUUACCCACAGAGAGAGCCACUACACUACCCCAGCGAUUGUAUCUUCAGGUGUUCCUGUUUUCCUUCAUAAUUUGCAAUAUUUAUGUGAUCUUCUUUACGUCAUUCUUAACAGCCUUCAUACCUAUCAAGCAAUUCGACACCCUGGAAGACUUGCUCAAGAAUAAUUUUCCGAUCUUAGUUUCGGUUUUGGACUGGAGACACUUAUCGAGACCUGGCAACUAUCCCAUAGGAAUCAGGGACUUGCAUGUUCCCGUUGAUCACACCACCUACUACAAGGAGCUUCUUUCGAUGAAAAAUACCAGCUACGCUUAUACCCUUGGUCGUGAUCGAAGAGAUUUUCUUGUUAACAUGCAGGCUUCACUGGCGAAACCUUUGUUCCGUAAGGCCCGCCAAACUAUGAACUUCUACCUGGUUGGCUAUAUUUUGCCAUUUCAUUCACCAUUUAAGGACAUUUUAAACGAUUUCGUAAUAAGAGUGAAGGAAACGGGUCUGAUGUUGAAAUGGGAUGAUGAUGUAUUGCGCCAAGCUCCUUUGGCAGGAUUUGAUAUGAAUAUCGAUCGCAGUAAUUUCAACGAGAAGCCGAUGAAUGUUCCAUUGAAUUUAAGGCACUUUCAAUUCGCAUGGAUUUGUGUUGGGACUGGAUGGAUUGCUGCAAUUUUGGUAUUUUUGGUAGAAUACUUUUGGAGUCUUAGUUUUGGAUCUUAA